Messenger RNA from Coniosporium apollinis CBS 100218, 621 nucleotides. RefSeq lists its product as uncharacterized. NCBI's taxonomy places the organism in Eukaryota, Fungi, Ascomycota, Dothideomycetes. The record is from RefSeq and is a predicted model, not a curated record. The transcript has 2 exons. Bases 1 to 621 code for a protein of 206 amino acids.
AUGGCCUCAGAAAACUAUCCUCUCGAGUACAGGACGUACUCGAAUGGCGGCUAUGCCAGCGUCGAAUCAACCGUCCCCCUUACAGACUAUCCAGCUUGGGAUGAACAAGAGCACCCGCAAAUGAACGAGCUGCGCAGAUCCGACGCCACCCUCAAACGCCGCAUCCGUCUCCUUCGCCUCCUUUCCCGCCUCGCCAGCCUCAUCCUUAGCAUCGCCGUCUUCGUCCCCAUCGCCAUGACCGUCCACAAAUUUCUAACCACGCACAAUGUAUAUCGUGACGUCUUGCUCCCCACCGGCACGACCGUCCACCGCACCGCCUGGGCCGCAAACUCAAAAGUCUGGCCCACGUACAUGUACUUCGGCGUCGCCUCCACGUCGCUCUUCCUGGACGCCGGGAUUCUAAUUUCGUACCUGUGGUCCAUCAAGGUGGCUAAUAGGAUGGACAAUGUUGGCAGUGCAUUCAGCUUCGUGGUGUUUGUGGGAAAUCUGGUGGUCUGGGCCGUUGCGGCGGGAACAUACAGAUAUGAGAAAGAUGGAGGGGAGCGGCCGAAGGACUUGUGGGGGUGGACUUGCUCAAGCGCAGCUGCGAGGAUCCAGGACGUCUUCCGUGAGGAGGUUUAG